This is a messenger RNA of Fusarium keratoplasticum, 1920 nucleotides long. RefSeq lists its product as uncharacterized. The coding region runs from base 1 to 1920 and encodes 639 amino acids. Gene Ontology annotation, biological process: xenobiotic detoxification by transmembrane export across the plasma membrane. The record is from RefSeq and is a predicted model, not a curated record. The transcript is spliced from 4 exons. Gene Ontology annotation, cellular component: membrane. Gene Ontology annotation, molecular function: xenobiotic transmembrane transporter activity; antiporter activity. NCBI's taxonomy places the organism in Eukaryota, Fungi, Ascomycota, Sordariomycetes, Hypocreales, Nectriaceae.
AUGGAUCCAAUCGGCAGGGGCACCGGAGCCUCGCCGUAUGGCACUCCUCAUGGCCCCGGAGCGCAUCCAGCCUUAUCGUCAUCAUGGCGAGUUGGCUCGCCUCUGGCGGAGCAGUCACUGGCUCGAGACAUCGCUGAGUGUUCAGAUGACGACUUUGAGGACAACGCCAUUGACGAUGCCUCGGUAUCUGACUUUGACGCGGGACCGACCAUGUACCGUCGACCAAGCGGCGUCGCCUUUGGAGGCUCGCGACCAAUUCUAAACCCGCAGGCAUUUGCCGAGCCAGGCCUGACGGCUCUGGAGCGAAAGCAGUCUCGCAACGCUGAGCGCAGUCUGCUGCGAGACAACCACGUUCUUCCACCAAAGCACUCGCACAAAUCGCAAGGCUUCUUUCCCAGGCUCUACCGCCGCCUUUUUAGCACCAAGGUACCGCAGGGCGAGGAUGAAGAGACGCCCGCUGUCACGGUCCAGCCGCCCGAUGAAACGGCACCUCUCCUGGGGGCCCAGAAUGGCGGCGCCCUGCCUGAACAUCUCAACGAAACAUGGGAGCAUGCCGUGGCCGAGCACCGGAUCAAGACGACUUGGCAGCGAGAGGCCAAGACGAUUGUGUCAUACUCGGGGCCGCUCAUUGUCACGUUUCUCCUGCAGUACUCUAUCAAUGUCACCAGCAUCUUUGCCGUUGGCCGCAUUGGCAAGAUGGAACUUGGUGCUGUCUCGUUGGCCAAUAUGUCUGCAGCCAUCAGCUGUCUGGCCCCGUUCCAGGGCCUCGCAACUAGUCUUGAUACGCUGUGUGCUCAAGCGUACGGGUCGGGGCAUAAGCAUCUUGUAGGUCUUCAGUUUCAGCGCAUGACGUGCUUCUUGUUCUGUCUGGCUGUCCCUGUCGCCGUGCUGUGGUACUUUUCUGAGGGCAUCAUCGCGCAAAUAGUUCCUGAGCCUGAGUCAGCUCGCCUUGCAGGACAAUACCUCAGGGUCAUGAUUUUCAGCAUCCCUGGCUUCAUCCUGUUUGAGGGCGGUAAGCGUUUUACCCAGGCUCAAGGCCUCUUCCGCGCGACGACGUACAUUCUCCUCAUCGUAGCGCCGUUCAACGUGUUCCUGAGCUGGCUGUUGGUGUGGAAGUUGGAAUGGGGCUUUGUUGGCGCUCCCACGGCCGUGGCCAUCAGCAACAACCUGCUCCCCAUCUUCCUGUUCCUGUAUGUCCGCUUCAUUGACGGCCGCCAGUGCUGGGGUGGCUUCAGCCGAAGGGCUCUGAGCAACUGGUGGGUCAUGAUUCGGCUUGCUCUGCCGGGUAUGAUCAUGGUUGAGGCCGAAUGGCUGGCUUUUGAGAUCCUCACGUUGUGCUCAAGUCGGUUCGGUCCCGAGUAUCUUGCCGCACAGAGCGUUCUGGCGACCAUCACAACGCUCUCGUAUGAGAUUCCAUUCCCUAUGUCGAUCGCUGCUUCGACCCGAAUCGCCAACUUGAUCGGAGCCGGGCUUGUCGAUCCUGCCAAGAUGACUGCUAAAGUGGCGUUUGCCGCUGCCUGCAUUAUCGGCAUGUUCAACUUGACCCUGUACACCAGCCUCCGAUACAAACUGCCCCUUCUGUUUACCAAAGACGAGGAUGUGGUGGAGCUCGUAGGAGCUGUGAUCCCGAUUGUGUCUGUGAUGCAGGUGUUUGAUGGCCUCGCAGCAGGAGCCCACGGACUGCUCCGAGGAAUCGGCAAGCAAUCGAUCGGAGGGCCAGCCAAUCUGAUUGCGUACUAUGUUCUCUCGUUGCCCUGCUCGCUGACUCUGGCUUUUGGUCUAGGCUGGAAGCUGGAUGGACUGUGGGCGGGUGUCACUGUUGGCACGUUCUCGGUCGCGGCGAUCGAGUACAUUUACCUGAUGAAGACCGAUUGGUACAAGGCGGCCGAAGAGGCAGCUCUUCGAAAUGCUGCUGGUUAA